Molecule: messenger RNA, 1143 nt
Organism: Ambispora leptoticha
Lineage: Eukaryota; Fungi; Glomeromycota; Glomeromycetes; Archaeosporales; Ambisporaceae
Source: the annotation of a GenBank genome assembly
AUGGACGCCGGCGGUGUGCAAGUUCAACAUCAACCGUCAAACCAAUCUUGGAGAAACGGUGGUGGUGUUAAUGGUAAUGACCAAAAUAAACGUAAUAACGGCAGCAACGGCGGUAAUAAUAAAACAAGACCGGCAAACUUAAAGUCUAUUAAUGUUGAGCACGCUCAAAGUAUCUUGGGAACUAGUUCCAGGUCUUCACCACCUCAAAAUGUAUUUAUUUCGAGGUCUCCACCCAAAUCAGUAUCACCUUCCUCCUCAUCUAACGGCUCACUGAACGGCAACAAUAACAAUAGUAAUGCUAUUAACGCUGCUUCUACCGCUGUUCAACUUUCCCCCUCAAAACAAAAAUCAUCGAUGAGUAACUCAGCGGGUAGACCAACGCCGAAACCUCUUAAUCUAUCAAAAUCCACCGCAGUCCAAGUCUCGAAUUUCAAUAGAGGCCCGCAAACAGCGACUUUUGCUCCCAAGGUCAGUCGAGCACUAAACCUUCCUCAACCUCCGAAAACGGCCACUUUUUCAAAGUCAACAGGUUUUCCCAAGGAGCUAAGACAGGCAACCGCUGUUAGAAUGCCUCAAGCGUAUGCAUUUUUAUAUGGUGAUCAAACAUAUAUUCAAGCAGUCCCCGAGUCUCCACGACUACGACGCUAUAGUGCUACGCCAGCUCCACUUCGAUUUGUCACUUCUAAUUAUCGUCAAGUCGAAUUAGGUCCUGGUACUCCUGUGGUUGUUCUUAGUCAUCCGGAGGAUUCCGAUUCACAAGAGUCAUCUCCCCCGACUCCUGGUUAUUUACCAGAAGGUUAUGGACCUGAUAUUUAUGACUUUUAUCAACUGACUUAUGAACCGGAAGAAAUCGAGGAUAAUCACUUAUAUUAUUACUAUCCUGAGUAUCAGCAAGAUUAUGUUCCCCAAACUCCAACAGGAACAUCUCAACCACGCACUUAUACUCUUCCUACCACAUCAAAGGAUCAAAGACGUAGAAGUGUCAUUGGUGGCCCAAUGAAAGUUCAUCCUGAUGCUGUUCUUCCAAUCCGGCAGCCAAAAGGUCCAGAUAUGGCAAAAAACUUUGCCACGCGUAUUCGUCGUAAAGCAGUCAACAAGUUGUACGCGGCUGCCGCUGAAAGACGAAGAUUAGGUUUGUUUUAG